This is a messenger RNA of Aspergillus mulundensis, 4845 nucleotides long. RefSeq lists its product as uncharacterized. NCBI's taxonomy places the organism in Eukaryota, Fungi, Ascomycota, Eurotiomycetes, Eurotiales, Aspergillaceae. The record is from RefSeq and is a predicted model, not a curated record. The transcript has a single exon. The coding region runs from base 1 to 4845 and encodes 1614 amino acids.
AUGGCGCUUUUGCACUGCCCGUCUCGACCAACAGACAUUGACGACCUGAUCCGCCGCCUGACGAGCCCCGAGUGCAAUGCGGAAGAGUCCAAAGCAUUACAGGCGCUAGUGCAAGACAUGGUCGAAACCUUCCAGGAUGCGAAAAAAUCGACAUAUCUGAUCGAGGCGGCGAAGCUUGCUGGCCCGCAAAUCACGGACGUGACCCAGUACAAGCGUCUGAUGAUUGCCUUUUCCAACGCGAUUUUAGAAGAUACCUCGGACAACAACGUGCUUGAUGAGAUUCUCUUAAGAACCUAUGCUCUUGCGCUCCGCCGCAAGGCAGUCUUCUCGGCGGAUAGCCACAAUCUGGGCGCGGUACUUGAUAGUCUACACAAGCGACUGGACAAUGCGACCAUGGCGGCAGAGACAGAAAAGACUUAUCAUCUCCUUUGUAUGCUGGGUGUCGUGCUUGACGCCAUGGUUGACGUCGAAGUCACUGGGCUCGAUAGAGAGUCGCUGCAUGAGCCACUGUUCGGCCAGCUCCACGAGCUGAAGAAGAGGCCGGAGCCACGCCUAGCGCAGACUGCGAGCUAUGCUUAUGAAGCUUUGAGAGGAGUUCCGGAUAACGAUGGGCCAUGGCAGGCCAUAGGAAGGACUGCAGCCGAUUUGGUGACUGCUUUGGCAACUGUGGCAGGUACUAUCACCAAGCUGGAUCCGACAGGCUUGCUGGACGCGGCUCCAAUUGUGAUCCAGCUUCUGAGCGCCUUCAAGACCCUGGUCGACAACGGAAAACAAAUGUGUGAAGAGGCGCAAAGCCUGAAGCAGGCAUUCGUGCACACGGUCAGAGGCUUGACGAAACCGCGACAAUGGUAUACCGCGGUCCGCUAUUGUCGGUUGUUUCUUGAGGCAGGAGCAUUCGACAUGUUGAAACAGAUCUUGCCGGAGCUUCCUGACUAUAAAGGGCUUUUUUGGUGUGGGUUGUAUGCACAGCUCGAACAAACGUGGGUGGGAAACGACAAAUUGCGACAUGGAAUUGGGGAGUUUAUCGAAUGGAUGCAUAGCCAAGAGACCUUGAACAAAGCCUUGCAUGACCAUGAAGAGCUCGUACAGUGGAGGAACAUGGUUGCUGGUACCAUGCAGAAGCCUCACUGGGUUGUCUCUCCUUCCAAGUCGCAUCGACGCCAUCCUCUUAAGUUCUGGAAGAAAAAGCAAGACAACCCGAGCUUGAUGGAAGCAUUCUGCUAUCAGACGAAUGUUCUGCAGGGUCUUUCAUGUCGUCUCCUUUCCACGGCAUGGCAGGGCUGCCACAAGGCACACAAUUACUAUGCUGACUCUCAGCUCGUGCACUAUUACACCCAAAGCGAUCGGUUGCAGAUUCGACGAAUUUCCGGGGUCUGCCUCGACCUCGAAGACUGCUAUAUCAACCUGAGCAUCGUGAACAGCGCCGAACAAUCAGGCCAGCGCCGUGGAGAGCUUGAACUUCCCCUGAAGGCGCGGCUGGGGGUCGACACACCCGCUUCAGAAGGGAUCAAACUUCCCAAUCUGUUUCAACAACGUGUUGCCCGGUCCGACUACAAUGGGCGGCCUCGAAGGAUGUUAAUCCGCGGCCGUGCUGGGGUUGGUAAGACCACUCUCUGCAAGAAGAUCGUGUCGGACUUUUACCAUGGCAAGCUGUGGUCGGGCAAAUUCGAUCGCAUCAUUUGGAUCCCCCUGCGCAAGUUGAAGGCGCAUGCGACACUGGAGGGCUUUUUCGAACAGGAGUUCUUUUCCGCCGCUCAGGAUGAAGCGCUUUACGCGAGAGCACUCCGGGCGCUAAUCUUUGAUGACAGCAACAAGGAUCGUACUCUUCUCCUGCUGGACGGGUUUGACGAGGUGGUGGGUGAGAUGAACCCCGGCGGACGCCUUGUCGAGACAUCCCAAUUCAACCGACUCUUCAAGCAUCAGAACACCAUCAUGACAACACGCCCUUACGCCGCCCUGGCCCAUGUUGAUGAGUUCGAUCUGCAACUGGAGACGACUGGAUUUCGCACGCAUGAGGUGCACGAUUAUGUAGCUCGGGUGGUUAAGGACGAGACUCAUCAGAACGAAAUCCGUAACUUCAUCAAGGGCCACUCGGCAGAUCUCCUUCGCAUCCCUAUUCAGCUGGACAUCUUAUGUUCUACCUGGGGAGACGGAAUCCCGAUGGAUGUGCAGGUGGGGACCAUGACGGCACUGUACCAGGCCAUCGAGAUCAAACUGUGGUGUAGGGACAUGGCUUCAUCCAGGAACAUGGAUGACAGCCGAGCCGGGAAAUAUCGAUUGCGGCGGCAGAUUGAGCAGGAGAUGGGCAAUGAGAUGAAGUUUCUUGAAUCGCUGGCCUUCAACGGGCUCUUCCACAAUGUCGUCGAGUUCCUUCCUCAGCACCGAGACUCGCUGUACACGCGCUUUCCCAACUGCAGCGACGACAAGCUCGAGAGACUCUCCUUCCUCCGAAGUCCAGACUCCGGCUCUUCCGUCUACUACUUUAUCCAUUUGACGUUCCAAGAAUUCUUUGCGGCCGCAUACUUUGUUCGUCGCUGGGCUGAGAAUAAGCCGUUGUAUAUUGCCGGAUUCGAUCAGGGUCAACCUAAGGGCCUCUCACUCAAUGAUUUCAUUCAACAAGCAAGAUACAAUGGCCGCUACAAUGUCAUGUGGCGGUUUGCUUCUGGGAUGCUGUCGGCUCAACCAGACCAGACCAAGCUGUGUGAAUUGCUGCAUGAGUUGGACGCGGAGCCUCGCGAUCUGCUCGGACCAGCACAUCUUAAUCUUAUAAUGCAUUGCUUUCAUGAAGUGGUUGUGAAAAGAGACUUUCCUGAUGGUCCUGGCCUGGAUCGUAUGGUCGUAGUAAGGGAUGGUCUUGACCUCAUGCGGUCCAAACUGGAAGCCUUGUUAUCUACGCUCCCUGGCGACUCAGGAGGCAUCCCAAUGAACAGGUUCUGUUCUCAGAUGGAGUUCCCGGAGUAUUUCCUGCAGGAGCGCCUUCAACACGAAUGGCCAGAAUUCCAACACUUCGUCUUGGAGAUAAUCGAAAAGAGGGACAGGAUAUCGCACGGCUUGCUGCAGAUCGUCUCGAGCAUUGCCAUGAAUCCAGAGAAUUGGAAAUUUUCAAGACGGGAUGCGUUUGGUGUCAUGGCAAAGCAUUCAGAAUCUGUGCAAGAAGAGAGCAAAAGGAUUCUAAAGCAUCUCGGCCCUCAGGUGCAUCAACUGUGGCUUGACGUGGUAUCAAUGCAUCGGGACUUGUCUGGCGAGACAGCCCUAGUGCUCUACAUGUUACCUUACUCACAAGCUCACACUACCCGUGCCAAUAAAUUACAGAUGGCAUUCCAAAAUGCAACCAUAUCCCAACCGACUUUGUUCAGUCUCCUCGUGGAUAAGCGGCCGUGGUUCAGAUCUCUCGCCGCUUACAAUCUGGAGCAACACACGGCCAUGUCCGAUGAGGGCUGGAAAAUAGUUCUGGAUCUGCUGACGGAUCCCAACGGAGCUGUCAGGUCCUCCACUGUUGAAGCCCUCUGUCGCACGCAUAACGACCUACCGCUGCCUAUUGUCGAGGCUGUAGCUUCUAUUCUCGUGGAGGGCAAAAAGGGCAAACGUAAAGAAACCCGAGAAAAUGCGGCGAGAUGCCUUCGAAAUCAGAAUCGAUUGUCAGCAGAGAUACUCGCGGUAAUCGAAGGCUGCAUACUAGAUGAUAGACUCGCACGAGAAGUCGAGUACGCUGCUGUUAAAGCUCUCUGUUUCCAUGGCCCCAUGUCAACAGAAAUAAAGACUCGUCUAGAAUCUAUCAUCCGAGCCUCGGGCCAGCCCCUGCCAAGGGCCAUAAAGCCAAAGGCCGUAAAGCUAUUGUCCCGCUAUUCGACCUACGCUGACGAUUUACUGAACUCAUUGAGGUCCGUCCCUGCAGGGGUUAAGCUGCAAGUCCCUCCCCAAGCGGUAUUCUUCUUUGACAGGUUUACAAGUCUCCCGGUAGGCCUCCUUCAAUGCAUUGUGCCUUAUCUGGAAAGUCGGAGGACCACAUAUGCGGCAGCGAACGUCAUUAGGGCUCAGAAAGAGCUUCACCCUUGCAUAUUCAAGGACCUCACUCGCCUGUUGCAGCAUGACAAGGAGCAAGUCAGGGCAAAUGCAGCUUACGCCCUCGCAAGCUCUUUAACCGUCCCCAGAGAAUGCGUCGAGGCCCUCCGUUCGGCCCUCCUCUCGCUUCUAAAUGGAGGGUCCGACGGGACCAGAGCCCACGCGGUCAGGGCAUUGGGGAACUGCUGGGAUAUGUCUGAUUACGAAAGCUUUCUGGAGUUGCUACUUCCUUUUCUGUCUUCUGACCAUUGGGGCCUGGGAGCGGCGUUAACAGACGCCUUGCUCAAAGUCACUCAGUUGCCGCUCCAUAUCCUCCAAGCAAUAGUCUCCCGCCUGUUCAGUUUCAGCGGUAUCGGCAGUGUCUCGCUGACGGCCGUCCUGAAAGCGCAAGCCACCCUCCCAGAAGCCGUGCUCAAAUCACUUCUAGAGUAUUUUGAGAAGAGGAGAGACCCAGCAUGGGGAGUGCUAGAGACCCGGGAAGAGUUCUUCCACAUGAUCCCGCAUCUCAAGCAGGUGUAUCUAGUGGCGCUAUUCAAAGCGCUUAUAUACGAGGCCUUUGACCCAGAGGGCACACCCAUUUAUUGCUACUUCCAGGAAAACACGCUCUUCAUCAACCUCCCCGCGCGGCUAUGGGAAGUGCCCAUGAAGAGUGCCGAGAACAAGGAAAGAGCUCUAGAGGCAUUGAGGGUAGCACGGCGGACUAUCUUCAUCGAGCCGCCUGCCGAGUCAUGUUAUCGUUUGCGGAUGGGCUUUGCCGGCUGCGGGUCCGGUAUCAUGCUUUGA